AUGAACCUGACUGUCAGUGUUCCCGAAGGUUCGAGUAACCAUGGCGAUCCAAACCUUAUCUGUACGCCUCCGAAAUGGUACGACUACAUCUUAUUUUUCUUCACAAACUAUCUCGCCCACGCGGCAACCAUUGUCUCGGUGCCAGGACAAAGCGUUACGGAGACCAUUUGUGUUGGUGUAGCAGCUCUUCUCGCACCCUCGAGCGGCAUAAUGAGAGCCAUGGAGGUUUUCAUAAGGCGUCCUGUGUUUCGAUCGAGAAAUCCUAUGGAGCAGGCUGCUGCGGCCAUGGCUUUGUGCAUGGUCGUGAAAACGAAUUGGGUAGCCGAUGAAUAUGGGGGUGCAAUAGAGAUUAAUACAACCGAGCACCCGUGGAUGAUAAAUAGAGUGACCCUUGUUCGCCACCUGGCUAACAUCCAUGGGCAUUUUCAUCUUCCAGAGGGUUAUUGGUUUGGCUACGUCCCGGCAUCGCUCAGGCUGGUUCCUCGGGAGAAGGAGAGGAAGCACCCCUGGGCCGAACGUCCCCGAAGCGAGUGGGGGAGCACAGGUGAACCGCAAGCGCAGAUUAGGCACAAGCUUUUAUUGGGCGAUGCUGCAGUACACACCUUGGAGGGCGUCGGGGAGCGCAGGCCAACACGCCCACCUCAGAAACAACCACAACGAUUACACACAGCGCUCGCCGCUUCAUACAAUAUCCCAAAGGCAUUUGUUAGCCUGGCGCAAGCGAUAUGGGCUAUAAUCACCCUGUAUCGCUCGCGGGGAAACCAGAUUGAUGAAUAUGGAUACGCUGCAUUCGGUCUCACCGUCGCCUCCUACGCUUACAUGUCCAUCAUCAAUUUAAUCGCAACUUGCCUCACACCGGAGUAUCCCGCUAUCUAUAUGGUCAGGACAUCAAUCAUGGACGAAGCCGAAGAGAACGGGGCCGUCAUUGUUGGAGAAGUCGCAGACAUCCACCUAGACCCAAAUCAGGAAGUAAAAUACGACGCGGAUCACACAACUGACUUUGCGUGGAUUUGCGGGUUCCUGUUUUCCCUGCCACCAUUGGCGAUUGUAGGUGGCCUGUCCCGGUUUGCCACGGGCAAUAGUUCUCUACUCGAGCGGGGAUUUACCAUGGCUUGGUUGGCGACCGGCUUAUUCGCAGGAUUGUGGGUUUAUCUUAUCCUUGGUUAUAUUUAUGUACUUCAUCCAUCCCUGACCAGACCAGGAAUGGAGGCGAGGGCACAUUCAAUUGCUUCUCUGCUUUUCUUCACUCUCACGGUUGUCGUGCCAUUGGCUGCUCCAGCUGUUGGAGGGUUUGUGGUUGUCGCGAAGAUGUUGAGUGAAUAUGGGAUCAGUGGAAAACAUGCUAUACAACUCAACGAGAGAGCCGAAUCUGGAGCGGAAAAGGAAAGAGAAGAGGGAGAAAAAUACCGUACCAGUCGCAAUUUACAUGGCUCUCAGCUUAAUAUGGCCCGCUCAAUGGAUGAUAUUACGCUAAGCUCUUGGCAGCGGGAGCCGAGGAACAGUCUCUCAAAGUGUAGUGGUCAAGCAAGCCCGGCCAUUUGCGAUGUAGUUAGUGUUUUCUUGCUACGUAUCAUAUGGUCAAUCAUUUUAUGGAGGGGUGUCUUUAGUACCGUCACAACACAGCGUAUUCAGGCACUCCUUUGUCCUUUACCACGCAUUUCAGUAACUGAACAGAAAAUGGUAUUUUCUUCUAACCAUAUACAGAUAGCGAAGCUUGGUGCCACUGUAUCAAACAAGCAGAAGUCACCGAAGUCCUUCACCUCACCCAAGAAGAUGAUGCGACAGAAACGAGACCGGCGCAAAAAGAGCCUCUUACGAAAGGCCUACGAAUACAGCAAGCUGCCGACUCAGAAAACGGAAAAGGAUUUUGACUCUAAUUCUAUAACUAAUAAUAACUCAGCUGCAGCCGAAGACAUCAAAAAGGAAGAUUAUUUAAUUAUAUUCUUAAUAGAAUAA
Messenger RNA from Aspergillus niger, 1956 nucleotides. RefSeq lists its product as hypothetical. NCBI's taxonomy places the organism in Eukaryota, Fungi, Ascomycota, Eurotiomycetes, Eurotiales, Aspergillaceae. The transcript is spliced from 6 exons. Bases 1 to 1956 code for a protein of 651 amino acids. The record is from RefSeq and is a predicted model, not a curated record.